This is a messenger RNA of Suillus subaureus, 717 nucleotides long. RefSeq lists its product as uncharacterized. The transcript has 3 exons. Lineage: Eukaryota; Fungi; Basidiomycota; Agaricomycetes; Boletales; Suillaceae. The record is from RefSeq and is a predicted model, not a curated record. Bases 1 to 717 code for a protein of 238 amino acids.
AUGGUUGGUGCAUUUCAUGGUCAUGCUCAUAACCAAAGGUGCCAACUAGAUUGGCACCCUAUGUACAUUGAAGGGACUGGACUGACCGAGGGUGAGAGAUGUGAACAUAUAUUUUCAUCUUCAAACAAUCUUGCAUGGAGUACCAGACAUGUGUCUACAUUUCAUCGCCAUCAAAUGAUUGAGGAGCAUUUCACCUUCUGGGACCAGGAUAAAUAUGUGGCAUUAAGCAUCUUUUUACGAAAUCAUUACAGAGAAGUGCUAACCCUCAUACACAAACUCUCCACUGAAGUGUCAGCUGUUAAACAAGCUCUCAACCUGACUGACACCAACUUUGCUCAGUUCCAUACUGAUGAAAGAUCCUACCUCGAAUCUCUGAAAGAGCAGCCUCUCAAUGACAGACUUCAAAUUCACUAUGUCCAGGUGCUGAUGUGUGUCCCUGUUGGUGACUUAAAUCAAAUUAAUGCCACUCUAAGUCAAGCCCAAAUUCAUGUCAACACCACUUACGCUAAGCUCCAGCACACUGAAACUUUCACUGCCCAUAUUGAGGGUUGGCUUAGAAUUGAAGAGUGGUGGACAAUUGGAGGCAAUGAAUAUAACAAGUACAGGGAUAAAGCAUUGCUCCAGAAGUAUUGUGUGGCUCUUGAUGAGUUAGAACAUCUUGUUGUCAUGCACUUAUUCGAGCUAUCCAAGCUCUCACUUUCAUUGAUAGGUAAGUAA